CCUAGUUCUGAGACAGCCGAUGGCCGGUUUUUGCCGUAACGAAUUCACACUAAUAAAAUGACUAAAUGAUACACUGUAAUCAUAAAUAUAUAACUGUAAACCUAAAGUUGUGUGUACACUCAACAAUAUAUAUAUUAUCCAUCUAGAUUUCGGCGCAAUAUUUAAACUUUAGAGAUACUUUUUUGAGUACGUCCCCUUUAAGUGGUGUAGGGUGUAGGCUGUGUGAAACUCAAAAAGGAAGCUAAAGAGUCAAACUGAAGGUAAACAGUUAGCUUCUUUUAAAGGAAAUUAACGGUACUAACAGGUUUGGUGAGGCUGGAGGUCUGGAUGCAGUCGUCAUGGUGAAGGAUGUUCCGGAAAGUCAAAAAGCGCCACAGCAGCAGCAGCUCGCAAAGCAGUGAGAUCAGCACCAAAAGCAAAUCUGUAGAUUCCAGUUUGGGAGGGCUUUCCAGAUCCAGCACCGUCGCCAGCCUCGAUACAGACUCCACCAAGAGCUCAGGUAACAGCACGUCUGAAACCUGCGCUGAGUUCCGGGUGAAGUAUGUUGGUGCCAUCGAGAAGUUACAGUUUGACAUGAGCAAGACCCUCCAGGAGCCUCUGGACCUCAUCAACUACAUCGAUGCCGCUCAGCAAGAUGGAAAGCUGCCCUUCGUGCCUGGAGACGAAGAGAUGAUUCUGGGAGUGUCAAAGUACGGAGUCAAGGUGGCCUCGCUGGAUCAGUGUGAUGUGCUGCACCGCCACCCUCUGUACCUGAUAGUGCGCAUGCUGUGUUACGAUGACGGCCUGGGCGCAGGGAAGAACCUCCUGGCUCUCAAAACCACCGAAGCAAAGCAGGAGGAGUGCAGCAUCUGGGUUUACCAGUGCAGCAGCUCGGAGCAGGCUCAGUCCAUCUGCAAGGUGCUGUCGGCCUCCUUCGACUGCGCUCUGACAUCGGACAAGUCCUGAGAGCAGAAGGAAGGACGGGGAGAUCUGUCAAAAAGAGGAAUGAAACAACUGCAAACAGUAAAUCAGAAGCCAAUUAAUUGCAACCAUUUCCCUUUUUCUCCAACUUUAAGGACAAAUCCUGUGUUUUCAAAUGUUGUUAGUUUGCAGGAAAACAUGAUUCAAGCCUUUUGCAUUGAUGGCAAAGUCGCAUCACGCUCAGUUUAUGAAACAUCACCUUCCCAUCAUUCUUGUUGAGACAGAACUACUGUGAAUUUGUCUGAAUCAUUUCCUCUGAAUGUGUUUCCUUUACCUCACAUGUCCCUUUGACCUUUCAAAUAAAGUCAAGAGCAAAAAGUUUAGAAAAACGGAAAUGGUUGCAAUUGUUUUAAAGCAUUGGAAUACAGUGCACAAUGUAAAUUAAUCCUAUUUAAUGGUACAUAAUGUUGUAACCCAUCUCCGCCCGGCUGGAGACAUUCAUCAGUGGGGGAAGCUACACGGUACAUAUUUAACAACAUGCACAGUUUGUUUCACUUCACGUGGAAACCACUCAUCUCUUUUUUAACUUUAGAUAUCGGUUUGUUGUGUUUUCAAACAGUAUUGGUACAAUAGCAGUCACUUUUUUGACUCAAAGGUACAUUAUACGAAGACGUUUUAACUGUGUGAGAGGAGUCCUUACUCAUUUUUUAAUGACUGUUUUGAAUUUUAUUGCAUCUUGUUUUUAAUUUCUUUAUACUCCACGUUUUUUGGUACCAAAAAAAGUUUGAUGUGUAUUAACUCCUUGUUUUUAUGUAUUGAUUAAAAAUGCAUUAAAUCCAUUAGACUUGCUGAAACCACAAACAUCCCAACAGGCAGAUAGAAGAAAGAUUUUGGAGGAAAAAUUUGUUUACAGUCGUGGUACUUACUUGACUUCACCUUGUACAUAAUAAUAGCCCAUUCCCCUUUUUUUCCUGUCCUGCUUUUCAACAAGACUGGGUUGAAAAUGUGACAUUAAAUCAUUUAAUCUGGUACGAUAAAGGAGAGGACAGCUUUUGUUUUGUUUAUGACUGAUUAAAGUGUAAUUUCUCCUU
Sebastes umbrosus (honeycomb rockfish) is the source of this 1991-nucleotide messenger RNA. It is a transcript of the gene itgb1bp1, whose product is annotated as integrin beta 1 binding protein 1. The coding region runs from base 349 to 945 and encodes 198 amino acids. Gene Ontology annotation, biological process: negative regulation of focal adhesion assembly; negative regulation of substrate adhesion-dependent cell spreading. Gene Ontology annotation, cellular component: lamellipodium; cell periphery; cytoskeleton. Gene Ontology annotation, molecular function: integrin binding. The transcript has 7 exons. The record is from RefSeq and is a predicted model, not a curated record. NCBI's taxonomy places the organism in Eukaryota, Metazoa, Chordata, Actinopteri, Perciformes, Sebastidae.